AUGGCGUCGACAGCCACCUUUCUCUUCAUCCUGGCUGCCGCUGUAUCGAUGACGUCAGACGCAGCCGCCUCCUCGUUCCGGUCAUCACCCGUCGCACCGCCGCCGUGCACGGCGCCACCGUCGACCGUGGCGUUCCUCCGCGCGCGCUGCGCCACCACGCUGCACCGGGUGACGUGCUACGACUCCCUCAUCCCCUACGGAUGCGUGUUCCAGAACAGCCACGUCAAGCUCGCCCGGGCGGCCGCCGACGUCAACGCGUCCCAGCUCCGCGUGCUGUCCAAGCACCUCAAGGAGCUCGUCGCCCGUGGUGGAGGCCCCGGGGUCGAGUCGGCUGCGCUGCGCGACUGUGCGAGCACGGUGUCAUCGGCCGCGGGCCUGGCCAAGGACUCGGCGGCCGAGCUCGCCAAGCUGGACGCCGCAGGAGCCGCGGCACGAAAAAGUCAGGUCAGGUGGGCCAUUUCCAACGCGCAGACGUGGCUUAGCGCGGCCAUGUCGAACGAGGCGACGUGCGCCGACGGGCUCGGGACGGCAGGCCCCGCCACGUCGCCGGUUUCGGGGGAGGUUGUGAGCGCGAAGGAGCACACUAACAUCGCCCUCGCACUCGUCAACGGCAUACCGUUACCGUCGCAAUGA
Messenger RNA from Phragmites australis (common reed), 633 nucleotides. Its product is annotated as pectinesterase inhibitor 10-like. The coding region runs from base 1 to 633 and encodes 210 amino acids. Gene Ontology annotation, biological process: negative regulation of catalytic activity. NCBI's taxonomy places the organism in Eukaryota, Viridiplantae, Streptophyta, Magnoliopsida, Poales, Poaceae. The record is from RefSeq and is a predicted model, not a curated record. Gene Ontology annotation, molecular function: enzyme inhibitor activity. The transcript has a single exon.